This is a messenger RNA of Dermatophagoides pteronyssinus (European house dust mite), 3228 nucleotides long. RefSeq names its product ribosome biogenesis protein bms1-like. The record is from RefSeq and is a predicted model, not a curated record. NCBI's taxonomy places the organism in Eukaryota, Metazoa, Arthropoda, Arachnida, Sarcoptiformes, Pyroglyphidae.
AUGACACUAGACUUAGCGCCCAAGGCGCACAACAAACAGUCAAAGGGUGGAAAAGCCAAAAAAAAGCAAACAGCAAUUGAAAGACACAACCCAAAGGCCUUCACUUUUAGCGGUGGACCGCAAUCAGUUCACAGACGAGUUCAGCGAACCGCCGAAAUUGAGCAGAAACGAGCUUGUUAUAGUCAUGCCACUGACAAGACAGAAACUUCAGAUGCUCCUCCUGUAAUUGUUGUUGUUCAAGGGCCUCCCGGCUGUGGAAAAACGACCUUGAUAAAAUCUCUAAUUAAAUACUACACAAAACGCUCUGUUAAUCAACUCAACGGUCCUGUUACUUUAGUUGUUUCUAAAACAAGAAGAAUAACAUUGAUAGAAUGCAGCACAGAAAUCGAAGCAACCCUCGAUCUGGCGAAAAUUGCCGACAUCGCGCUUUGCAUGAUAGACAUUCGAAAUGGCAUUCAAAAAGAUACACUGGAAUUUAUAAACAUCAUGAAAGUGCACGGAUUUCCAAAAAUUCUUGGAGUUCUGUCUUUUGUAGACACUUUCAAGCAGGAUAAAAAACUUAAAUUACUUAAAAAGAAGAUUAAGCAACGAUUCUGGGCGGAUUUGUAUGACGGUGCCGUUUUGUUUUACUUGCGUGGGAUGAAAGAAGCACUAUACCAGUAUAGAGACAUUUUGAACUUAUGCAGAUUCAUAAGUGUACAAAAAUGCGAACCUCUGGUGUGGCGCUCUAACCACAGCUAUCUUUUAGCGCUUAACAUGACCAUAGAAGAAGCCAACGAGGAUUCUUGUGACGUAGAUUUUUACGGAUACUUAAAAGGUUGUCUACUACGCAGCCAUCAAUACGUGACAAUACCGGGUUUUGGUGAAUUCAAUGUUAGCGCGGUAACAAAAGUUCCAGAUCCAUGCGAAAUUAGAAUAAUUAAUCAGGACGAAACCGAAGAUGCCAAACCCACUGCAAAAGCUAUAGUGAAGCAACGAAACAUUUACGCUCCAAGUUGUUUAAUCGGCCAAAUUGAAGUACAGGAUGAUGCAAUAUACAUCACUGACUAUAAAAAGAAAGAACCAGCCGUUAAAAAAACAGUUGUACACUCAGAGAAUGUAGACCAAAAAAAGAGCGAUGAUGAAUCUAACUUUUGGAAUAUUUCAGACGAGGAAGAAGAGUUUAGCCAGAAAGAAGAUUUAGAAAACGAACCGAAAGACUCGGCUUUUCAGAAGACAUACGAAUCUUGGAACAAUCGACCUGACAUGUCUCUUGAACAAUUUGAUUAUAAUUUAAGCGAUGAAGAUAACUCUCAAGCUGAAGUUUCAGAUAAAGAAAUGCCUGAUACCGAGACUGAACUCGAUUCUGCGCUUUCUUACAUCUCAAAAGAAAUCAACUUCAUGCAGACCACAAAUUUAACUAAAAUCAUUUACUCCGACCAGGUUUUUGAUUACUUCGACCAACUAGAAACCGUAAAAGAAAACAAACCCAAAUUGCUAAGUAAAUACUUAUCUAAAAACAGACAUUUGUUCAAUAUUAACGAGUCAUCGAUCCGACCUGUCAGCGAAGUAGCAAAUCGACUCCAAGAAAUCGAUUCUUUAUACGAGACCGAUGCUUGUGAUGUUAUAACCUCACUUGAAGACAAAAUUGAAAAUGAUUUAAAGACAAGUGAUGAGGAUGCGAAAGAAUCUUUUUCAGAAAACUUAAGUGAAGACGAGACUUCGGAUGAUGAAGGGGAUGACGCCGGCCUUGUAUGCGACCAAACGAAUGAUACUGACACUUUGAGCGAGAAUGAAAGUCAAAAUGAUAAUGACAACUAUGAAGUAAAAAUUUCUUUAGAUACAACUUAUAAGGUGAAUAGUUUGAGUUUUUCUAUUAAAACAUUAAAAGUUGUCAAAAAAGCUUUUUUCGCUACAGGAGAGUUUGAUUAUAAUAUGCAAAGCGAAAGAAUGAAAGACUUCGAAGCUGUGUGCAAACAGAUAGAUGAAACACUCUUCAAAAUGCGUACAGUGGAUCCAUUGUUUGCCGAAUGUCUACCUAUUCCUGUUGGAUCUUACGUGAAAAUAAGAGUUAAAGGCAUAAGCAGGAAAUGCAUUGAAGCAUAUCGUAAUCAUACGCAUUCUGUCAAGCCCAUAGUAAUUGGAGGAUUAAACGCCAAUGAAACAUCUUUAACUUUUUUGAAGUGUAAAAUAAUUCGGCACCGUUGGGCACCAAAGGUGUUGAACUCAACCGAGCCACUCUUAUUUUCAGUGGGAUGGCACCGUUAUCAGUCGCUCCCGUAUUUCGCAAUCGAAGACCGUAACUCAGUAAGAAUUCGUUACCUCAAGUAUACACCUUUGUACUUGCACUGUCUUAUGUAUAUAAACGGUUUCGCGGUUCCGCCAAACACUGGUAUCUUGGCUAUGAAGUACUUUUCACGUUCUUAUGUAGAUUGGAGAAUAAGUUUGACAGGCAGUGUCUUAGCUUGUGAACCUAACCCUAGCAUCAAGAAGAAACUAAAGCUCAUUGGCGAUGUUUCCAAAAUUCACAUAAAUACCGCAUUUAUUAUAAACAUGUUUCAGUCUUCUUUUGAGGUAAAUAGAUUUAGAUUUGCAAAAAUCCAAACAACUUCGGGUAUCCGAGGCGUUAUAAAAAAAGCCAAAGGCGAAGAUGGCGAAUUUAGAGCUACUUUCGAAGCGAAAAUACAACCCAAUGACACUAUAAUUUGCAAAACUUGGGUCGAUGUGCCUUUAACGGCUUUUUGCCACCCAAUGAUUGACACUCCGUCCUGGGAUCGUCUACACACCUUCGUUGAAAUUCGCAAUGAGCUAAAGCUUGCUCGUAACAAAUCAUUAAUCGACGCUCACGCAUAUAAAUCACGCGACGAGGCACCAAAACUCAAAUUGCCCAAGCUGAAAAUACCCGCUUCUUUAGUCGAACAACUUCCAUAUAAAUCAAUGCCAAAGCCACUUCUUCCUGGUUCACUUGAUGAAAGAAAUAAAAGUACAGAACAAGCUACUUCUGAAUAUGAUAAACUGAUUUCAACUUUAUUGAAUAAGGCUAAACACGACAAAAAGGACAAGGAAAGGAAGAAAAAAGAAAAGUUAGAACAGAAACUCAAAAAAGCCGAACAACAAAACAAACAUAACCUUUCACUAAGUCAGAACAAAAAUGGCAUUAGUCAGAAAGAUGCUAAAAGGCUCCAUCACGCCUACAAAGGAUUCGAAAAGAAGCAAGCCUUAAAGCGAAUGAAGCUAAUCGAUGAAUAG